CCAAUCGGCUUAAUAAUCUCAAAUCGCAAAAAAAGAAAAAAACGAAAACAAAGAAAAGAAAGAAGAAAAAACACUUGAGAAUCUGAAAAACACACACAAAAAGGGGUUUUGAAAGCUUUUAAGAGCAUUAAUCUUUGCUCAACUGAAGUUUUAGCAGAAGAAUGAUCCUUUGUUUCAAAAUCAUCAUUUAGAGUUUUCCUCUCCUGCUCUCUUCUCUUUUCCCUCUUUGAGCAAAAAACAGAUUCGUUGAAGAACUCCGUUUCCUUCAAACAACAAACAAAGAAAAAAGGAAAACAAUUUGUACUUUUUUUUCUUUCUGGGAACCAUGAAGGCUCCAUCAAAUGGAUUUCAUCCCAAUCCAGCAGAAGGAGAGAAGAAAGCAAUCAAUUCUCAGCUAUGGCACGCUUGUGCUGGUCCUUUGGUUUCAUUGCCUCCUGUUGGAAGUCUUGUUGUUUACUUCCCUCAAGGACAUAGCGAACAAGUUGCAGCAUCUAUGCAGAAGCAAACUGAUUUUAUACCAAACUACCCAAAUCUUCCUUCUAAGCUCAUUUGCUUGCUUCAUAGUGUUACUUUACAUGCUGAUACCGAGACCGAUGAAGUCUAUGCACAAAUGACUCUUCAACCUGUGAAUAAGUACGACAGAGAAGCACUCCUAGCUUCUGAUAUGGGUCUGAAGAUAAACAGACAACCUACUGAGUUUUUCUGCAAGACACUUACAGCGAGUGACACCAGCACUCACGGUGGUUUCUCUGUACCACGCCGUGCUGCUGAGAAAAUAUUCCCUCCUCUUGAUUUCUCGAUGCAACCCCCUGCACAAGAGAUUGUAGCUAAAGAUUUACACGACACUACAUGGACCUUUAGACAUAUAUACCGAGGCCAACCGAAAAGACACUUGCUUACCACUGGUUGGAGCGUUUUUGUUAGCACAAAGAGACUAUUCGCUGGUGACUCAGUUUUGUUUGUAAGAGAUGAGAAAUCACAGCUGACGUUGGGUAUAAGACGUGCGAAUAGACAAACACCGACUCUUUCCUCAUCGGUCAUAUCAAGCGACAGUAUGCACAUUGGGAUUCUGGCAGCUGCAGCUCAUGCCAAUGCCAAUAGCAGCCCCUUUACCAUCUUCUUCAAUCCAAGAGCAAGUCCUUCAGAGUUUGUAGUUCCUCUAGCCAAGUACAACAAAGCGUUGUACGCUCAAGUAUCUCUUGGAAUGCGGUUCCGGAUGAUGUUUGAGACAGAGGAUUGUGGUGUUCGAAGAUAUAUGGGUACAGUCACCGGUAUUAGUGAUCUUGACCCUGUCAGAUGGAAAGGCUCCCAAUGGCGUAACCUUCAGGUAGGAUGGGAUGAAUCAACAGCUGGAGAUAGACCAAGCCGAGUAUCUAUAUGGGAGAUUGAACCAGUUAUAACUCCGUUCUACAUAUGCCCUCCUCCAUUUUUCAGACCUAAGUACCCGAGGCAACCAGGGAUGCCAGAUGAUGAGCUGGACAUGGAGAACGCUUUCAAAAGAGCAAUGCCUUGGAUGGGAGAAGAGUUUGGGAUGAAAGACGCGCAGAGUUCAAUGUUUCCUGGUUUAAGCCUGGUUCAGUGGAUGAGUAUGCAGCAGAACAACCCUUUGUCAGCUGGUGCUGCUACCGCUCAGCUACCAUCUUAUAACCUACCUAACAAUUUUGCUCCCAACGACCAUUCAAAGCUGUUGAACUUCCAAUCCCCAAACCUCUCUCCUGCGAAUACGCAGUUCAACAAACCGAACAUGGUUAGCCAUAUCAGUCAACAGAUGCAAGCACAACCAGCCAUGGUGCAAUCUCAACAACAACAACAACAGCUGCAGCAACAAGUACAGAUGUCACAUCAACAGCUGCAGCAACAUCAUCAUCAUCAGCAGCAGCAAGGGGGUUAUAACACAGGUUCUGUAAACAAUGGAGUGAGUGGUGUUUCUAACCAAGUCUCUUGUCAGAAUCAGUCUACUGGUUUUACUCAGUCUCAGCUUCAGCAGCAGUCAAUGCUCUCUAAUGGUGCUAAAAUGACCCACCAGAACAUGGUUUCCGCUGGGAAUAAGGCCUCGUCUCAAAUGACAGCGCAAGAAUUGCAGUUUCAGCAGCAAUUGGAAUUGCACAAUAGUACGCAAUUAUUGAGAAACCAGCAGGAACAGUCGUCUAUGCAUCCGCUACAACAAACUCUUUCCCAGAAUCCUCAGCAACUCCAGAUGCAACAGCAACAACAACAAUCAUCAAAACCAAGCCCCUCACAACAGCUACAGUUGCAGCUACUGCAGAAAUUACAGCAACAGCAGCAGUCAACUCCUCCUCUGGUAAGCUCGUCCUUACAGCCACAGUUACCGUCGUUGCAACAAACACAAAGCCAUCAACUGCAACAACUUCUGUCCUCUCAGAAUCAACAGCCCUUGCCACAGAGUAAUAACAGCUUCAUGCAGCCUCCACAGAUUCAGGUGAGUCAUCAUCAGCAACAAGGAUAUAUGAAUAAUAAUAAUAAGCCUGUAGCCGCUGGAAGAUCACAGUCUGGUCACAUAGAUGGAGAAGCUCCUUCUUGUUCAACCUCCCCAUCCGCCAAUAACACAGGAGGACAUGAUAAUGUUUCACCGACAAACUUCCUGAGCAGAAAUCAACAACAAGGACAAGCAGUAUCUGUAUCUGUACCUGUACCUGUACCUGCAUCUGAUUCAGUCUUUGAGCGUGCAAGCAAUCCAGUCCAACAAGGCAUGGUGAAUUUGAAGAGUGCUACUGAACAGUUCAAGUUUAAAGGCGCAGUAACAGAUCAAAUCGAUGUAACUACAGUUGGAACAACGUAUUGUCCUGAUGUUGUUGGCCCUGGACAGCAGCAGCAGCAGCAGCAGCAGCAACAGACUUUCCCAUUACCAUCAUUCGGUUUUGAUGGAGACCUCCAAACUCACCAUCCAAAAAACAACUUAGCUUACGCUGGUAACCUAGAAGCCGUGAAUCCUGAUGCUCUCUAUUCUCAAAAGGACUUUCAGAACUUAGUACCCAACUAUGGGAAUGCACCAAGAGACAUCGAGACCGAGCUAUCAAGUGCUUCUCAGUCGUUUGGUAUUCCCAGCAUUCCCUUUAAGUCCGGAGGUUCAAAUGAGAUCGGUGGGAUUAAUGAUUCAGGGAUUAUGAACGGUGGUGGGAUCUGGCCCAAUCAGGCUCAACGGAUGCGAACGUAUACAAAGGUUCAAAAACGAGGGUCAGUGGGAAGAUCAAUAGAUGUUACCCGUUAUAGCGGCUACGAGGAGCUCAGGCAUGACUUAGCGAGAAUGUUUGGCAUCGAAGGACAGCUUGAGGAUCCACAAACCUCUGACUGGAAGCUUGUAUACACAGAUCAUGAAAACGAUAUACUGCUCGUUGGUGAUGAUCCUUGGGAGGAAUUUGUGAACUGCGUGCAAAACAUAAAGAUACUGUCAUCAGCAGAGGUGCAGCAAAUGAGCUUAGACGGAGACCUUGCAGCUAUCCCAACAACAAACCAAGCCUGCAGCGAAACAGACAGCGGAAAUGCAUGGAAAGUACACUAUGAAGACACAUCUGCUGCAGCUUCAUUCAACAGAUAGAAAGAAAGAGAUGCAAAUACAUUAAGAAUCAUCUUAAAAGUACAAGCUUUUUGUGUGUGUACCGAGAAGAAGGAUACUGCAACUGCAAGGCAAGGUAUAUAUAGAUUUUUAUAGGACAGUGAUUUGAUGUUUCAUUCUAACUCGAAGUUGUUGUCGUCUUUCUCUUGCUUUUUUUUUUAUAUUUUUAUGUAACCUGUGAACUACUAAAACAGAGGACAAAGUCUAUUAAGAGUGUACCUAUACAGACAAACAAUCAAAUCGUAUUCAGUAA
Messenger RNA from Raphanus sativus (radish), 3827 nucleotides. RefSeq names its product auxin response factor 19. Gene Ontology annotation, biological process: response to hormone; regulation of DNA-templated transcription. NCBI's taxonomy places the organism in Eukaryota, Viridiplantae, Streptophyta, Magnoliopsida, Brassicales, Brassicaceae. Gene Ontology annotation, cellular component: nucleus. The record is from RefSeq and is a predicted model, not a curated record. Bases 326 to 3556 code for a protein of 1076 amino acids. Gene Ontology annotation, molecular function: protein binding; DNA binding. The transcript has 12 exons.